Molecule: messenger RNA, 904 nt
Organism: Trichoderma reesei QM6a
Lineage: Eukaryota; Fungi; Ascomycota; Sordariomycetes; Hypocreales; Hypocreaceae
Exons: 3
Coding region: 1-471 (156 amino acids)
Biological process (GO): protein polyubiquitination; proteasome-mediated ubiquitin-dependent protein catabolic process
Cellular component (GO): nucleus
Molecular function (GO): ubiquitin conjugating enzyme activity
Source: RefSeq, a predicted model, not a curated record
AUGGCCACGGGCAUGCGAAAUAAGAGAGUGGCCAAGGAGCGCCAGAAGAUAGACAAGUUUGGCCUGCCGCCUGGCAUCGAGCUCGUGGAAGGCAACGACCUCAAGGAAUGGCUCUUCGAUAUCCGCGUCCUCGACAGCAACCCCAUCUACGACGGCAACAUCUUCCGCCUGAAAUUCGUCUUCUCCGACACUUAUCCCAUAGAACCCCCCGAAGUGACAUUCAUAGAGAGACCGAACCGCCCCAUCCCCAUCCACCCACACAUCUACUCGAACGGAAUAAUAUGCCUCGAUCUGCUGGGGAACCAGGGCUGGAGCCCCGUGCAGAGCGCCGAGAGCGUCUGCAUGAGCAUACAGAGCAUGCUGACGAGCAACACCAAGAACGAGCGACCGCCCGGCGACGAGGAGUUUGUGCGGGGGAACAAGCAGCGACCCCGAGACAUUGAGUUUCUAUAUCACGAUAAUACUGUGUAGUACCACCCCUCGGCCAUGGAUAACGCGGCUCUCUCGGGAUGUUUUUGGCUUUCUUCUUGGAGGACUCUUGCAUUGAUUUAGCGGCCACGAAAGGCUCAUCUGGCGUUCUUUCUUUGUUCCUGCGUCCAUCUUUGUUGUCUUGACGCAAUCACUCACUGGGGGGGAGGUCACGGGUCCUUGCAUGCAUCUGGUACGGCUAAUCACAGGAUCAGAUCCUGCUGGUUAUUGAGGCUUUGAGCGAUGGUCUUUUUUCUCUUCUAUCGUCCUGUUCAUCUAUACCUGCAGCUAUCGUGGAGUAUGCUAUCAUGCUCGCCAAGUCCACCGCAACAGGUCAUACCAAAUCGGCGGCGAGGGGGCAUUUAGGCGCAUGCACAGCGGCGCAACUUUGGGGUCCGGAGGCUGGCGAGGAGGAGCUCCUGUCAUGUAAAGCUUC